AUGGGGAUCCAGGGCAUGGAGCUGUUUGCUAUCGGCGUAGUUGUCAUCAUUUUCAUGGCCGUUCUCAAGCAGUUUGGCAUCCUGGAACCUUUUUCCUUUGAAGUUGGCAUUGUCUGUCUUGUGAUCAUGUUUCUGAAGCUGAUGCACCUGCUGGGCCUCAUCGACAUCACUGAGACUGACAGCAGUGACAGUGAUUUGGAGCUGUCGACGGUGCGUCACCAGCCAGAGGGGCUGGACCAGCUGCAGGCGCAGACCAAGUUCACCAGGAAGGAGCUCCAGUCUCUGUACCGUGGCUUCAAGAACGAGUGUCCCAGUGGGCUGGUUGAUGAGGAGACAUUCAAGUCCAUCUAUUCUCAGUUCUUUCCCCAAGGAGAUGCAACCACCUACGCUCACUUCCUGUUCAAUGCUUUUGACAUUGACAGAAAUGGUUCAAUCCGCUUUGAGGACUUUGUCAUUGGACUGUCAGUGUUGCUCAGAGGUUCAGUCACAGAGAAGCUUAACUGGGCUUUUAACCUCUACGACAUUAAUAAAGAUGGCUACAUCACCAAAGAGGAGAUGCUGGCUAUCAUGAAGUCAAUCUAUGACAUGAUGGGGAGGUACACCUACCCUUGUGUGAGGGAUGAAGCACCUUCUGAGCAUGUUGACAAGUUCUUCCAGAAAAUGGACAAAAACAGAGAUGGUGUAGUGACGAUUGAAGAGUUCAUUGAAACCUGUCAGAAGGACGAGAACAUCAUGAACUCCAUGCAGCUGUUUGAAAAUGUGAUAUGAAAACAUCUGGAAGCUCUCAGUCUUUCAUUAGCACAACUCGCAUAUAUAACGCUGAGCAAUCAUCCCCAUUCCCAUUCCCAUUCCUUCACAUUGAUGUAUAUUGUAGGUCACACUGGCACAUAAUGUAGGUUCCGUAAAAUUACAGGAAUCGAGAUGUUUUUUUACUUCCCACUUUGCUCCUCUAGCGGCAUCUUACCACUGUCUGUGGAUUAAAUGGACUGUUUGCUGGGUAAACUCUGCGUCCACCAUAGUUCAACAGAAGAGCUGCUUAUGCUGUUAUCAGAAAAGGAAAAGGAUCAGUGACCAACAAGGAAUGAAGCGUACAGUAAUUCAUUGACCUGAGUCCACUUAAAAUAAGCUACAACAGUAAAGUACACACAUAUGGACCAGAAGCCUCAUGAAGAGUUUAUAGAGCACUGAAUGAUGUACAAAAGAAGUAAAGGAAAAGAAGAGAUUCAAAGCAUGUUUGUCAUGAAAUAUGUGACGUGAAUUAGCUUGCACUACACUUUUAUGACUGUAUAAUACGCGCCUGAAAUAAACGCGCUGUAGAUACUGUUGCCUGUUACACCACUGAUGCAAACCAGUGUAUGUAUAUAUGUAUAGUUAAUAGUGAUAAAUCCUACUUUGGUCUCCUCAGUGCUGCACUGACUGAAGGAAAAAGACCAGACCGGAAUAUUUGUUUAUCAAAUCUCUGUGUCCAUUAGUUUUAUAUUCAUCAUGUUUAGUAGUUUAAAUUAAUUGUUCAAGUACAUUCUCUUGUUUUUGUGUACGUUUAUGAGGUUUUGUUACCUGGCAAGAUUGGAAAAAAGUGCUUCUUUACAGUUCUGUGGACAAACAAAGGACUGUUAAAAGUGUGUUUCAUUGCUGAAUUAAGGCUUUAACAUGUUGGUUCAGUGUAUGUGAGCAUGCUUACUGAAGACCCACAGUAUUCUAUACAGUAUAGCUAAGCCCUUGUGAUCUCAUUUGAUUAAAGUUGUUGCCCUGACCUCUCUAUUUUCAAUGAUUUCUG
Menidia menidia (Atlantic silverside) is the source of this 1777-nucleotide messenger RNA. NCBI's taxonomy places the organism in Eukaryota, Metazoa, Chordata, Actinopteri, Atheriniformes, Atherinopsidae. The record is from the annotation of a GenBank genome assembly.